ACCGUACGGUGGCCGGGGGCGACGACGGCAGCGAUGUUGACGCCAUCGACUUCGACGCCCUCGCUCGCAACCUUCAGCAGGCUACACCUCUUCACCCUCCCCUCCCUCCCCUGGUUAGCAUCUAAGGGGUAGUCCCUACUAGUCUGCAGGGAGACAAGGGAUUUGAUGAGAGAAAGAAGAUGGUGAAAGUUUGGAAAUAGGGAAUUGCGUGAUGGUAACAGAUGGAUCGAUGAUAGAAGAGGAAUCAAGAUUGAGGCUGCCAUGGCUGCAACAAGCAGGAGGGAGGGGAGAUGAGGGGAGAUAAGGAUUAGGAGGCACACUGGGAGAUGAAUCAUAGUGGAAGGGGUACCUCAAGCAGCGAAAAGGCACUUGCUGGAAGCAGACGUAACAUAACAGCCGAAUUGCUCAGUUGGACCUGAUGCCUAUGUGCAUCCAUCCAGUGCAAUCUCACACAUAAGUUUGGUUGCUACUUGUUACACUGUUGGACAGUUGGAGGGGCAGAUAUGUCAGCUUUAACGGUUUUAACCUUGCAAUGUGAUAGAAUGGUAAACAACUGUAGACUGGAAAUUUUUAUGGUCUUAAUGUGUAUGUACCAGUGAGCAUUGGUGGUAAAAAUCUAAAGAUGGAUCUUCCUAUGGAUCUUGUAAAGGGUAAAGAUACAUUGAUGCCAUUGAUUGAUUUUCAAGAGAAGAUACGUACAGGAUGGAGGCAACUGAAGAUUUCACCAUCCGGAGUGGUGAUUGUUGAUGGUGCUUAUGCUCUUCACUCAACACUAAGGUCACUACUUGAUAUUCGCGUUGCUGUGGUAGGUGGUGUUCAUUUUAGUCUGCUGUCUAAAGUCAAGCACGAUAUUGGAGAUUCUUGCUCCUUGGACUAUCUGAUCGACAGCAUAUUUCCCUUAUUUAGAAAGCAUAUUGAGCCAGACCUGCAUCAUGCUCAAAUUAGAAUUGAUAAUAGCUUUGUCUGCUCAUUCCGGGAACCGUACUACAAGCUAAAAUGCAAAAACGAGUUACCAGAUGGGCAGAACUUGUAUUUAUUUAAUCAGAAUGAAGCAGAAACUGAGAACUUUAUUGAGAUGUACCUCAGGCCACCUUUUGCUUCUGAAGAAAUAAAAAUUGAUGAUUGGAUUAAAGUUAGGCAAUGUGGAAUAAGAUACUACUUGUCUCUUGGAGACCAGCGGAUUGUGGAUAAAUACUUUAUUAUCCGUCCAAAAGCUGAGUUUGAGGUUGGACGUACAACACUGGGAGGAUUGUUGGCUUUAGGAUAUAAUGUUGUUGUUAGCUUCAAACGUACAUGCACAUCUGUAGGCAGAGAUCAGUUAUUGAUUGCAGCAGAGACUAUUGACACCCUAAAUGAGACAUUUCUGGUGCUAAAAGGUCCAAGUAGGAAGAUUGUUGCAGCAGAAGGUUCUAAACUCGGUAUAAAGGGGCCAUGGAUUACGAAGUCAUACCUGGAAAUGAUCCUAGAUAGCAAAGGGGUCCCACGACUUAAUACACCACCGCCAGUCUCAAGGAAAUUACUGACUGAAAGUCAAGAGAAGAAAAUUGUUGCACCAAAACCAAUUCGUGUUUCGACUGACACCGUUGCAAAUUUUGAUGAUUUUGUACAACCAUGGACGAGAUCUCCACCCAAAAAGUUCGACCAGGAGCCUGCUAUGGGAAAAUGGCAGUUCAAUCCAGAUUCUUCAUCAGGAAGUAACAUCCAACUAACUCCACUGCCAGACUCCUAUGACUUAGAUAGGGGCCUUCUCCUAUCAGUUCAAGCAAUUCAGGCAUUGUUGGAGAACAAAGGAUUUCCUGUAAUUGUUGGGAUUGGUGGUCCUAGUGGAUCAGGCAAGACAAGUUUAGCUCAGAAGAUGGCAAAUAUAAUUGGUUGUGAAGUUAUAAGCUUGGAAAGUUAUUAUAAGCCUGAACAAGUGAGGGAUUAUAAAUAUGAUGAGUAUAGCUCAUUGGAUAUAGGCUUGCUAACUAAGAACAUUAAGGAGAUCAGAAAGAAUCACAAAGCAGAAGUACCUUGCUUUGACUUUGAGAAGUGCAGAAGAAAGAAAUUCGAGAAGCUUCAGGUCUCAGACGAAUGUGGAGUGGUAAUCUUCGAAGGUGUCUAUACUUUGCAUCCUUCUAUAAGGAAAUCGUUGGAUUUAUGGAUUGCAGUUGUUGGUGGAGUACAUUCACAUCUUAUUGCAAGAAUACAGAGAGACAAGAAUCGUGCUGGCUUUUCUAUUUCUCAGAGUGAAAUUAUGACUACCGUAUUUCCUCUAUUUCAGCAAUACAUAGAACCCCAUCUUAUUGAUGCUCAUCUUAAGAUUCAAAAUGACUUUGACCCUGUUCUCUCUCCUGAAAGCUCACUUUUUGUGCUAAAAAGUAAAAAACAGGUUUCUUACCAAGACAUACUGAAAGUACUUGAUACUACUAAAGUCUGCAGCUCUGUCCAGAAUUUUACUGAUGUAUAUCUAAGACUUCCUGGCAUACCAUUGAGUGGACAGCUGACAGAAGGCGAGUGUAUUAGGGUCAGAAUAUGUGAAGGAAGAUUUGCACUGCUAAUACGAGAGCCUAUAAGGGAAGGAAAUUUUAUUAUCCAGCCAAAGGUUGAUUUUGAUAUUAGUGCCAGCACUGUUGCAGGACUUCUUAAGCUUGGUUACCGCGCUGUGGCUUAUAUUGAAGCUUCUGCAACGAUUUACCAAGAUGGAAAGAUUCUUAUAGAGGUUGACCAAUUACAAGGUGAGGUAAAUCCGUAUCUUCAGAUUAAAGGAACCAACAAGGAAAUAGUUUCCUCUGCUGCAUCUGCACUCAGCUUAGACGGUUCAUACACGACAAAGAGCUAUCUUCAAAUUAUCCUGGAGAGUUUGCCAGCGGAUGAAAAUGUUCAUACCGGUAUUCAUAACCAACAAGCUGCUAGGCUACAAGAAAUUAUCGAGUUUAUCCAGUCACAAGGAGGUAGCUUCAAUUCAGAUUUAUCUUCACCUACAAGAGAAGUUUCUUCCACAGAUAGUACGCUUGAUGAUGUGCAAUCCAGGUUAAGGAGGCUUGAGAGAUGGAAUACAAUAAAUAUGGUUUUAUGGACUAUAUUGCUGUCUGCUCUUGUUGGAUACUCGCUCUUCCAGAAAAGAAGUCGCUGAGACGUGUGACAAUUCAUACGGUUUGAUCAUAACUAGACCUCUUUAGUGUUGGAGUAUGAACUAACUAAUGCUGCUUUCAGCAAAUACCAAGGACUUUUCACUCGUGACGAGAUGUGUGACAGAGAGAGGAAUCCUCUGACGUUGAUAUGGCAAUGACACAUGUAAUUCAUGGUGUUAGCAGGGGCACUGACAUGUAAAAUGAUGCAUACUACAGGUAACACUAGUUUUAGUUGCAAGUACUAACAAAAUAUAAGUGUACAUGAUAAGCUAAAUGUUUGCUACAAAGUCUAUUCUUGGGAGGGUACCAGUUUCUAGUUUCUACCGAGCUUUGAUUUGGUGGGUCACAAAUCACCAUUUUUCUGAAUAGACGUAUAUUGAUAUAUGAGAAAACAUGAUGAUUAUUUAGCGAUCUGAA
Molecule: messenger RNA, 3530 nt
Organism: Oryza brachyantha (malo sina)
Lineage: Eukaryota; Viridiplantae; Streptophyta; Magnoliopsida; Poales; Poaceae
Product: uridine-cytidine kinase C
Exons: 26
Coding region: 623-3115 (830 amino acids)
Cellular component (GO): cytoplasm
Molecular function (GO): ATP binding; kinase activity
Source: RefSeq, a predicted model, not a curated record